Saprolegnia parasitica CBS 223.65 is the source of this 1455-nucleotide messenger RNA. RefSeq lists its product as hypothetical. The record is from RefSeq and is a predicted model, not a curated record. Gene Ontology annotation, biological process: N-glycan processing; carbohydrate metabolic process. NCBI's taxonomy places the organism in Eukaryota, Oomycota, Saprolegniomycetes, Saprolegniales, Saprolegniaceae. The transcript has 8 exons. Gene Ontology annotation, cellular component: membrane; endoplasmic reticulum. Bases 1 to 1455 code for a protein of 484 amino acids. Gene Ontology annotation, molecular function: mannosyl-oligosaccharide 1,2-alpha-mannosidase activity; calcium ion binding.
AUGGGCGACCUCCGACAACGGGCCGUGCGCUUGCCCUCGCACCACGUCCAUGAGGCCACGAUCGCACCGGCACAGCGGCGGAACGUCAGUUUGGCUCUGUUCACGCUUCUCAUCGGCAGCAUCUUCCUGCACAUCGUCGUGACGGGCAAACUCCCGCUGCCCGAUCACAUCCAGGAGCGGCUUGGCGUCGACUCGAUGCCGCUCCACCUACGUCAGUACAUCAAGCGUUGUAGCAAGGACCACCACGACAUAGCAUCGAGCAGCCGCGAUACCUCUUUCUUGCGUCCAAGCGCUGACGCCGAUCAAGUGCGUGUGGUGAACGCGACGCGAUGGGCGUGGCAGGCGUACCGCGACCACGCCUUCGGGCAGGACGUUUUUGACUCGCGGUCCAAGUCUGGACACGCGUGGAACGAACACAACAUCGGGAUCACGCUUAUCGACGCGCUUGAUACGCUCUACAUCAUUGGCAUGCGCAGAGAGUUUGAUGAAGGCAAUGGAAAGGGCGGAGCAGUAGUUACGACGACACUCGCCGAAGUUGGCUCGCUCCAGCUCGAGUUCCAAUACUUGACACAACUCACUUGCAACCAAAAGUACCGCAAAGCGGUGGACGUUGUCAUGGAUCAAUUGCUAAACGAAAUGACGUUCCGCUUUCCGGAUGGGCUCGUGCCCGUGGGCGUCGACACUGAGUGGGGCGGGGUCAACGAAGAAAGCAGCAUUUCGUUCGGCGCCGACGGCGACAGCUACUAUGAGUACCUCCUCAAGCAAUGGCUAUUCACCGACAAGCAAGACGACCGUUUUAAGGACGCUUAUGAGACCUCGAUUUCUUCGAUGCGCUCGGAGCUCAUCCGCACGGCCAACGGCCCCGGAAAACUCACAAUCCUCGGCAGUUCUGUUCUGCGCGGUGACAACACGCGGUUGUUUCAAGCCAAGAUGGACCACCUCUCGUGUUUUGUGCCAGGGAUGCUCGCUCUCGGCGCACUACACGGUAUGCCGUCAUGGCACCUUGACCUCGCCAAGGACCUCAUGCGCACGUGCUACAUGAUGUACCACGAAACGCCAAGCGGGCUGGCACCCGAAGACGUCUAUUUUGACGUUGAAGGCGAAGAGAGAGUCGUGCCACCGACGCGCCAGCCACCCGACUUUUUCUUUCCGAUUGACGAUCCGUCUAAUGUCCACGCAUUGCGACCCGAAGUCGUUGAGAGCCUCAUGUUGCUCUACCAUACGACGGGCAACGAAGUGUACCGUGAGUGGGGUCGGGAAAUUUUUCAAGCCUUCGAGACACACGCACGGGUACUUGGCGACGGCGGCUACGCAACCGUUCAUCGACUCCAUCUCAAAACGCCCCGCUCUACACACGGACUCAUGGAGAGCUUCUUCCUCGCCGAGACGCUCAAGUACUUCUACUUGCUCUUCGCCGACACGGCGGCCGUCCUGCCGCUUCUGCAAGGCUAUUAG